CAGGCCCACGAUAAAAAAUGGAGUUCUUUGUUUUGUGACGUCUUAAAUGUUAAGUUCUAGCUUUAAAUAAAUAAGAAUAAAUGUCUGUGUUAACCGGUAUUACAUGAAUCAAUCUGAAUCAAACGUAUGGUUCCUACCGGUGCCAUGACAGAACCCCAAAAUACUCGUUUCGACACAUCCGAAGAACGACUGAUCGCCAAAGAGGCAAACGCCCAGAAAUUAAAGUCCACUGGUUUGCUGAAGAACGGAUUUAAACUGAAUUUGAGAAAGAAAAAUGGAUACAAGACGGUGUUGUCGAAGAGCAAUGAAGAUCUAUGCACGCAUAACUUAAUAUUGAACAAUACAGAUGACAAUAAUGGAGUACAAAACCAGUCGGGGAGGGAAAGUGAUAGCGGAAAGGGCAGCCCGAAAACAUCCCCUUUGGGGUCGCCCACAACCGACACUUGGUUCCACACAUGGCCGGAACGAGUGGAAAAGCUGAAAACCGCUGACUCCAGUCCGGAGAAAUCUGACGAGCAAAACGGAAAUUCAGCGUCAGACCCACAUAGCGUGAAUAACAAACUAACACUGAAUGAAGCAUUAAAGAACAUAUCACUAGCUUAUAGUCCGGUGACCAGGAAGCUUCACAUCGUAGAAGACCUACCUGCUAUUAAGAAAACUUCUGAAUCUCAAGAUGAUCAAACUGACUGCGAAAGUAAUUUUAGGUGUACAUUAGGGGCUGGUGGCGACUUCACAGCAGCCAAGGAAAAUUCUAGUCCAACGAAAGUAUUUGGCCAUAGAAGGAUUCAAGAGGGCUCAUUCUCAAGCACCAUAUCAACGCUAAGCGAGCCGUCAACAUCAGGAAGCCUGAUCGACAGUGAGGAUCGAUCUUUGUCGAACUUUGGAGACGAAACCGUCGGUCCAGAGGAGAAAACCCGCAGGAAAAGCCUCACCCAUUUCUUCACCAAAAAUGUGUUUUCCUGGAAAUCAACCAACACCGAUUCAACUGGAGGCAGUGUCUGGAAAUUGUUCGGCAAAAACUCUUCCCAGUGCAACAAUUCUCCUUUACAUACCGUCGCCAGUUCAUCAGCCUUAAUUCAAAUGAAGAGGCCAUCGUCUUUGCCUGCCAAGACUGUGGAAGAAGAACAAAAGCAUGCUCAAGAAUACAAUGAAAUUCUGGCGGCAGCCAAACGGAAAGAAGCCAGAAGCACUGCGGCCAAGGAGAAGCAAAAGAAGCUCCAGCUGCAGCAGGAAGAACAACAGGCAACUGCUGCCAAACACUUUUGUCAAAAUGUGAUACCGAAUUGGAGUCAAAUGGAGAAAAACAAAAAGACGCAAGACCUUUGGUGGCAAGGACUGCCCUCGAGCGUAAGGGGCAAAGUCUGGCGUUUAGCCAUCGGCAACGAACUGAAUAUAACUCAGCAACUGUACGAAAUUUGCGUAACACGAGCGCAAAACAGACUGAACAGCCCUGAACCACCCCCAUGCGAAUAUGAGAACGAUCAGGAAAGCAGCAUGGACGUUAUCGAAUUGGAUAUCGCCAGAACGUUCCCCAAUUUGGGCAUAUUCCAACAGGGCGGGCCUUAUUCGGAUGUUCUUCAUUCGCUUCUGGCCGCGUACGUGUGCUUUAGGCCUGAUGUGGGAUACGUGCAGGGCAUGUCUUACAUAGCAGCGAUUUUGAUACUAAACAUGGACGUUUGCGAUGCUUUUAUUUGUUUUGCAAACCUGCUUAAUCAGCCCCUGCAUCUGUCCGCCUUCACGCUGAACCAGCCCCAGAUGAACGCCUACUACAGCGCCUACAAUUGUGUUUUCAACAGCAAUUUGCCCAAAUUGUAUGGGCACUUUGAAAAGGCCGGCCUUACGCCCGAUUUGUACCUACUCGACUGGAUUUACACGGUGUUUGCCAAGGCAAUGCCUUUGGAUGUGGCUUGCAGGAUAUGGGAUCUUUUUCUAAGGGACGGGUACGAGUUCAUUUUCCGAACAGCGCUAGGAAUUCUCCACUUGUACCAAGCGAACCUCCUUACAAUGGACUUCCUGCAAGGAGCUCAAUUUCUUACAAAGUUGCCCGAAGACAUGUCUUCGGAUCAACUGUUCAAAAGCAUCCAGAACAUCACGACUUGCAUAAGGAAAACUUGUUUUAGUGAAAUAGUACAUAGGUGUGCGACACAGCAAUCCAUGACUGACUUGUACAGGUAGUUGUAGUUUGAAUGAAGCAGAUCUGAUAUGGAACUGGGUCUCGAUUUACUAAGUUGGCAGAUUUUUUCAUUAAACUCCAUAAUCAUUGAUACAAACGAUCAAACGCAAUGAACCAAUUUUUUAUUAGCUUAAUAAAUUUAAGAUUUUAUCGUUUUCCGUCCUGUGAAACCCUUCCACAAUCUCACGACGAAGGGUAAUUGAAUGUUUAUUUUGUCCAAUUAUCAGCAUGUUGAUCAAAUUGUUUAAAACGCCUAAGUGCCGAUUAAAUGUCUCACUUUAUAAUGAUUAUAUCGUUGCUAUGUAGUAUUUACGUUUAUAAAUUGUGAUAUUUAUGUGAAUAUUCUAUUAUAUUAUUUGGAAUUCUGUUUGUAAAUAUGGAAGUUGCAUCUGCUUUUUAAAUGCCCAACCAGAUUGGACUUUUCGAUCUGUUGAUGUUUUGAUAUUAAGCACUUAUUAUUACUAUUCGCUGGUUAAGACUAUAUUUUUUAUAAAAAUAAUAUUUUAUUUAUUCCCA
Dendroctonus ponderosae (mountain pine beetle) is the source of this 2689-nucleotide messenger RNA. RefSeq names its product TBC1 domain family member 14. NCBI's taxonomy places the organism in Eukaryota, Metazoa, Arthropoda, Insecta, Coleoptera, Curculionidae. The transcript is spliced from 7 exons. The record is from RefSeq and is a predicted model, not a curated record. The coding region runs from base 127 to 2175 and encodes 682 amino acids.